UGCUCUGCCUGCACACAGCUCUCUCUGUCGCUCUCUCUCAGUCGCUCAUAGACCUCAGCUGCCGCACGGACGCCGCUCUCACAGAGGAAAUAACCAUAGACACGUUACUGAAGAAAUCAGAGAGGAUGAGGAUGAGCGUGUGCCAGCGCUCACACGCCGUCGUUGGGGGCUUCAAACCCCUCCUGCUCCUCCUCCUCCUCUUCACCACCACCACCAGCAGCAGCAGCAUCGGGACCGUCGCCUCUCCUUUUCAGCUGGCCCCGGACACCCCGGCCCCAGCGGAGCCCACCCCAACUCAGGCCAGCCCUGGUCCAGACCCCUGUGAAGGGAGACCCUGCCUCAACGGGGGCUCCUGCCUGGCAGACGACACCUGGGAUUACACCUGUACCUGCAGACGGGGCUUCACGGGUCAGAACUGUGAGUUUUUUUCAGACCCGUGUGCCAGCAGCCCUUGUCUCCAUGGAAACUGCAGCCAGAACGAUGGCGGGGGGGAGGGAGAGGCAGCGUUCACCUGCGAGUGCUCUGAAGGCUACGAGGGAGAGAGGUGUGAUCAGAUCCUAUUGGACCUACCGGCCGCGGACUGGGACCCCGCCACCCCCUCCGCUCCUGAGCUGGCUACCCCCGCUGCGUCCACCACCACCGCUGCCACUCAGCCACCACAGCCAACCACCGUCCCCUCCACCACCACGCCGGCACCUCCCACCCUGCAGCCAUGGCAACCGCGGCCCGGACAGCGUCUGCUGGUGGUGCCAUGGGAGGCCGACAGGGUGACUGAGGGUCUCCACUGCGUGAGCCCGGAGCUGUGCGAGCUGACAUCAGCCACACUGACUUUAUCUCUGGAGGUCCCUGAGGAGACGGCGGUAAAGGUGGUGGUGAAUGCCAGUGGAGCUCCCACGCUGUGGCGUGUGAAUGAAGAGGGUUUCCUCCGUUCCUCCAUCUUGAACGGUACCAUGAUGUGGUUCCUGCAGGCCCACGAUGGACUGGUGGUGAUGGACCGUCUGCUGCCGCUGGGACAGAACUACUUCCUCAGUGUGUUGCACGUUGGCACCGCCACAGCCCCAGAGGUCACCCUGCGCCUCAACCUGACAGUGAAGGCCAGCAGCUGUGUGGAGCCCGGCAGCAGCUUCAGUGACCCCCAGUGCUCAGGGAAAGGCAGAUGUAUCACACAGCCGUCUGAGAGCACUUUCUUCUGUGAGUGUGACGACGGCUACAACGGGAUCUUCUGUGAGGAAUUCGACGCCUGCCACCACCGACCCUGUCGCAACAACGCCACCUGCACCGAUGUCAGACAGGGGGCGGGAGGACGCAACUUCACGUGCACCUGUCCUCCAGGUUAUGAAGGGGAGCGCUGCCAGCAGCUGGUCGACCACUGCGUCCCUCAGCCGUGUAAGAAUGGCGCCACGUGCUACAGCAGCUCGGCAGGGCCCAGGUGUUACUGUCCUGAAGGCUACCAGGGUGCUACCUGUGAGCAGAAGGUGGACCCGUGUGCCUGCAGCCCUUGCCAUAAUAACGGGACGUGCUAUACUCGUGGACCAGGGCUCCUGGGAUUCGGUUGCAGCUGUACGGCGGGCUUCACCGGCCCCACCUGUGCCCAGCUGGUGGACUUCUGCGCCCUGAACCCCUGCGCCCACGGGGUCUGUCGCAGCGUGGGGAACAGCUACAGGUGUCUGUGUGUCCCAGGCUACCAUGGCCUGUACUGUGAGGAGGAGUAUAACGAGUGUCUGUCGGCGCCAUGCCAGAACUACGCCACCUGCAGGGAUCUCAUCAACGCUUAUGAGUGUGUGUGCACGCCACAGUUUGAAGGCAGACACUGUGAAAUCUACAAAGAUCCAUGUCUGAAGCUGCGAUGCCAGAACGGAGGCCGCUGCGAGAGUUCAGGACUCAAUGCUUCCUGUGCCUGCCCGCCUGGAUACAAGGGGGAGAAUUGUGAGGUCGACAUCAACGAGUGCGAGUGCAACCCUUGUCACCACGGAGGCACCUGCAUCGACCAAUCAAAUGGCUACACCUGCCACUGCCAACCUGGGUGGGUUGGACCGAGCUGUGAGAUCCACCUGCAAUGGAAGCCUGCUCACACCGACGACACGCUGACCAACAUGCCUCGCCACUCCCUCUACAUUAUCAUCGGAGCGCUGUGUGUGGCCUUCGUCCUCAUGCUCAUCAUCCUCAUUGUGGGGAUCUGUCGCAUCAGCCGCAUUGAGUACCAGGGCUCGUCCCGCCACGCCUACCAGGAGUUCUAUAACUGUCGCAGCAUCGACAGCGAGUUCAGCAACGCCAUCGCCUCCAUUCGCCAUGCAAGAUUUGGAAAGAAGUCCCGGCCCGCCAUGUAUGAUGCCACCCCCAUUGCCUAUGAAGACUACAGUCCUGAUGACAAGCCUUUGGUGACCCUCAUCAAGACGAAGGAUUUGUAAAACACAACUUAAUCACAAGCCAAUCACAAGCUCUACACGUACCACGCACAGACACGUAGAUUCACGUACAUACAUGAAGAAAGUCAGUAAAAAUAAUACUCAUUUUUAAUAUUAAGAAAAAAUAACAGCAGCAAACAUAACUGAAUGUAAAAUGGAGGAAAAAAUCCAAAACAUGCUCUGUAGUUAAAAAAAUGGAGUUUGAUACGCCUAUUUUCCUGUCAGAGCCCACGAUAAGGCUUUACUGUAGCAUACAAGCUUUUUAGCAUCAGAUAAGUUACUAAAACAGACGGCACUAACCUCUGCUGAUCAAGGGCCGAGACGAACGCUGAGGUCAGACGCCACAACUUUUUCGUCCGUUACUGUGGUCACUAUGUCAGAUCAGGUAUGCCAUAACUAGCCAAUGGACUAUGCGGGGGGUACCUAGCCAAUGACCGCAACUGACAUGUAGACGUUGAAAUAAGGGGCGAGGCUAGACAACACCUGGAAAGAAGACAUGUUGUACAUACUGUACUAGAUAUUUGAAGUAUUUGUUUGUCUACAUUUCUCAUUUUCCUUACAUUGCGGUCGUCCCUUGGCAACAUAACGUAAAGGCAAAGAUGUUCUCAGAGUUGACAGACUUUUCUCUGUCUUUUAGUAAAUCUCGCAGCACCAUUUUCUUCGCUCUACCUUCAUUUGGUUUGCUUACCCUUGUGACCGUAGCACAUGCUGAACACUCUGUGCUCUCAUUAGUCAAUGCCUUUGACGUGAUGUAUGGAAUCAUUAUUGUUGCAAAACUCGAGCACAUUUCAACAUUUUGAGAUCAUGACUUAUUGUUCUAAACUGCCUCCUUGUGCUUAGAUUUUCUCUGCUUGUGCUCAAAAUGUCUGCUGGCUCUCAAAUCUUUAGUUGCUUGCUCAAAUUAUCUGUGUUUGAGCUCAAACCAUUCUCCUCUCAUGUAGGUUGACCCUACGUACAUAUUGCAGUUAAAAGUGACCCAAAAUCUGUUUUUUUUUUUUUGUUUUGUUUCUUUUUUGCUCAGACUUGACCCUUGCAUGAUUUUUCCUGAUAGCGUGAAUAGCACAAGUCACAUUGAAUCUUAUCUUUUCAUAUCAGCUUUUUUUUUCCAUUUUUGACCAAAAAUGGCUCUUGUUUUGACAUGGAGGCUUUUAUUUUGAAAAGCUCACCUUACUC
Messenger RNA from Cheilinus undulatus (humphead wrasse), 3578 nucleotides. It is a transcript of the gene dner, whose product is annotated as delta/notch-like EGF repeat containing. Gene Ontology annotation, cellular component: protein-containing complex; plasma membrane. NCBI's taxonomy places the organism in Eukaryota, Metazoa, Chordata, Actinopteri, Labriformes, Labridae. Bases 126 to 2408 code for a protein of 760 amino acids. The record is from RefSeq and is a predicted model, not a curated record. The transcript has 13 exons. Gene Ontology annotation, molecular function: calcium ion binding. Gene Ontology annotation, biological process: heterophilic cell-cell adhesion; establishment or maintenance of epithelial cell apical/basal polarity.